Messenger RNA from Lodderomyces beijingensis, 1662 nucleotides. The record is from the annotation of a GenBank genome assembly. Lineage: Eukaryota; Fungi; Ascomycota; Pichiomycetes; Serinales; Debaryomycetaceae.
AUGGGAGUACUUGACAGUUUCAAAGCAUUUGUCCACUCAAUAACCACCGAUGACCAUUAUGCUUCUUACAAUUCGCCCUACAAGAACAGAUCUGGCGACGCCGAGUUGUCGAACGCAUUGUCGCUGGGUGGCUCUACGCUACAGUUAAACGCCGACAUGAAUGGCUCGACUACUUCUUUGAAUGACGGGAGUGCCGGGUUCUACAGACCCGGGAUGAAGUCGUCGCAGAGCCAACUACAGAAACAAGAUCAACAUCAACAACAUGUCAAUGAUGUCCCCAUGCAAAGCUUUGACUCCAAUGGCUUGCCUCCGUUGCCAUCUAUGGACUCGUUAUGGGACAGAAUCGAGCACUGGAUAGACGAAGAGUACCCUGAAAUUGACGAUUAUUUAAAUGACGGCGUAACAACUGCAGACUUGGAUGAGUUUUUGCAGGAUUUGAAAUGUGGAUCUCGAAGGUUACCUGAGGAUUUUAGACAAUUUUACAAGAGACACGAUGGACAGUUUAGAGGCGGCAAACCCACUGGUUUAGUCAUGGGCUUAGUCUUGUUGGAUUUGGAAAGUAUAGUUGAAGAAAAUAUGAUGUGGAAUAAAGUGGCAGAAAGAUUGGAAGCACAACAAUACUUGGCUCAAAAACAACAACAGCUGCAGCAACAGCAACAACAGCUGCAAAAUUUGGAUGUGAAGGAAGGUUCAAGUGGUCUGCAUCAACAUUCAAAACCUUCAAACACAUUCAUUAGUCAUCAAAGAUCAAUUCCACCAAACUCCAUUCAACCAGUCUAUUACCAUAGAGGUUGGAUAGUCUUGCUCAAGGAUAAUAUCGGCAACCAAGUAGCCAUGGACUUGUGCCCCGGACCUAAUGGGACAUGGGGCCAAAUUAUCUUGUUUGGACGCGAUUUCGACACCAAGUUAGUCAUUGCCAUAAAUUUACAAGACUUUAUCUUUUCAUUCGUAAGUGAUUUGGAAGCGGGCAAUUUCCAAAUUGACUCAACUGAGUAUAAUGAGCAAUUGGGAUUCUUAUCUCCCGAGAGAGAUGGAGACUUUAUGAUUGGCGAUGAAGAUGAAAGUCAAGGCGAAUUGAACUUUUUAGACAAGGAUGGCGCAGAGUUUGGCCUAAAUGCAAUCAGAGGCCGUCCCGGUUACAUUGAGAUUUUGAAGAGGAGAGCAUUGAAAAGAUAUGGGUUGAAUGAAAAAUUCCAAACGGUUUUCCAACCUCAAAGAAUACAAAAGAAGCAUAGCAACGGUGCUGGAAAAGCCAGUCCAUUCAUGGGGAAUUCCCCCAAUAACUCGACUCAUAACUUGGGCAAAAUUGGUUCGAAAAAUAACUCCAGUGCUAGUCUAGCUACAAAUGGGAAAAACAAUACACCGCCAGUUUCAAGUCCGUUGGUGAAUUUGGACAAGAGCCUGGGUACUUUUUCCAUUCCAAAAGAGACAAUUAUGGAUGGCUCCAAAGAUGCCGAGAAGAAACCUGAUUCUGGUGUCAAGGGUAUAAAGGAGAAGUUGGAGAAUGUCAAGAUUGAUGAUGAGAAAAAGACAUCAGAGCAGGAAGAAGAAAUCAAGGAUAGCAAGGAGAAGACUCCGGCAGCGGAGAAGAGUCCAGCGGUAGAGAAGGAGGAGAAAGAAGAAAAGAAGGAGGAAAUGGAAAAAGGAAUGGAAAAGGAAUAG